GAGUGAAACGUCAGCCACGUAAAUGAUCUGUCAAUUGACGAGUUGUAAGAAAUUCACCUUUCUCUGAGCUGUUUUAUAAAAGUUAGAAUAAUAUUGAAACUAAAGACAGAAUGGCUGCGAAAUUGUUAUCCCUGAUCUUAAUCGUCGCUGCUGCAGUGGCGGCGGAUGAUGAACCAACAGUAGCCAAAUUAUUGGUAUCAAAACAAGUGCUGAAUAAAUAUUUAGUUGAAAAUAUGGACAUUUUAGUGAAAUACACACUGUACAAUGUCGGCACCGCUGCAGCCGUGGAUGUGAAGUUAGAAGACAAUGGUUUCCAUCCUGAAGUGUUCACAGUGGUUGGCGGGCAGCUCAGUGCGCAGAUCGACAGAAUACCCCCACAGGCGAAUGUUUCACACGUCGUCACAGUCAGAUCUAACAGAUACGGCUACUUCAACUUCACCUCAGCGGAAGUUACAUACAAAUCUUCUGAAGAUGCCAGUGAGGUGAUCUACUCUAUCAGCAGUUCUCCAGGUGAAGGAGCUAUUGUCGCCUUCAAAGACUAUGACCGCAAGUUUUCAUCACAUAUCCUCGAUUGGGCUGCGUUUGCCGUUAUGACACUGCCAUCUCUUGCAAUUCCCUUCUUCCUCUGGUACUCGUCAAAGAGCAAAUAUGAAAAACUGUCUAAGCCUAAGAAAACUCAUUAGUUAGUAUAUAAUUAGUUAAUUAGGUCAUUGCUAAUGUUAGAUGUAUGCAAUUGUUAUUAAAUAUGAUUAAAACCA
Molecule: messenger RNA, 758 nt
Organism: Achroia grisella
Lineage: Eukaryota; Metazoa; Arthropoda; Insecta; Lepidoptera; Pyralidae
Gene: SsRbeta
Product: translocon-associated protein subunit beta
Exons: 3
Coding region: 111-683 (190 amino acids)
Cellular component (GO): membrane; endoplasmic reticulum
Source: RefSeq, a predicted model, not a curated record